Messenger RNA from Rhopalosiphum padi (bird cherry-oat aphid), 552 nucleotides. Its product is annotated as ADP-ribose glycohydrolase OARD1-like. NCBI's taxonomy places the organism in Eukaryota, Metazoa, Arthropoda, Insecta, Hemiptera, Aphididae. The record is from RefSeq and is a predicted model, not a curated record. The transcript has 4 exons. Bases 1 to 552 code for a protein of 183 amino acids. Gene Ontology annotation, biological process: peptidyl-glutamate ADP-deribosylation.
AUGGAUACGGAGAAUGUAGAAGACUUUCUGAUAAGUAGGGGUAUUGCAGUGUUAUUUAAACUGAAAUAUGGACAGAUCGGUCUUUUAUUGGAUCAAAAGGUCCGAGUAGGUGGUAUAGCAGAACUUAAAGUUAACCAGGGAAAAGACAUUUAUGUUUUUUACCUGUUGACUAAAGUUCUCUACCACCACAAACCAGCUCUGCAGUGUUUGGCCAAUGCAUUAAUCCAGUUACGGAAUAGGUUAGCAGAUUUAUGUAUAAAUUUGCUAAUUAUCCCGAAACUGGGUUGUGCUUUGGAUGGGCUGAAUUGGUACGAGGUUCGUGGAAUGUUACAUUCCACGUUCGUCGAUAGAAAUGUACAAAUUAUCGUAUGCGAUCCCGAAAACUUACAGAUAACACGUCAUGUGAUUGCCACAUGUGCGGAGAAAAAUAUUGAAUUUUUGGAGUGCGGUGGUCCGGAAACAGUAAAAAUAUUGCCAGUAGAAUUAUCAAACGCAAGCGAAAAUGCAAUAUUCACAAAAUGCUUGAACCAUUUUCAAUUAUUGCCAAGGUAA